AUGCAAGCCGUCAAGAACACCGUUGCCGAGAACUUGGGCAAAGUCGUACCAAAUACACACAGCCUCGCACCUGAAGAUAGCCAGUUCUCGCUCGACCAGGUGCCCGAUCUCUCCGGUAAAGUCGCCGUUGUCACGGGCGGCUCUGAAGGCAUCGGCUAUGGUGUCACACACACCCUCCUCUCACACAACAUUGCGAAGCUCUUUAUCAUCUCCCUAGAGUCAGACAUUGCAUCGGACGCCAUCAAUGCCAUCAAAGGCGAGAUGGGCGAAGAAGCAGCCAACAAAGUCGAAUGGCUCCAAUGCGACCUGAGCGACUGGGAACAGACCGGCAAAGUAGCCUUCCAAAUCACCGACAAAACCGAUCGCAUCGACAUCCUAGUCAACAAUGCGGCACGCGGCAUUAUGACUGUGCAAUUGGACAAGAACGGCGUGGACCAGCACAUGUCAACGAACCACAUCGGUCACGUAGUACUAACCUCCCAUCUCCUGCCCACCAUCAAAGAGACUGCGAAGAAAGGCAACAAAGUCCGCAUCGUGAACCUCGCCUCAAACCUGCACGAGCAGACACCUAAGGAGACGCAGUUUGAAAGCAUCGAAGAGCUGAACAAAGACUACGGUCCCCAACCGCAAUACGGCCGCACAAAACUCGCUUCCCUUCUAUACGCAAAAUACCUCGCGCGCCACCUCACCUCUCAGUACCCUAACAUCCUCGCUAACGCGACACACCCCGGUAUCGUAGAUACGCGACAAACAACGGAGCACAUCCACGAGGCGUGGCCGUACUUGGGGUACGGUAUGAGCGUGGGGAUGCAGCCGUUCAAGAAGAGUCAAUUCGAGGGCGCGGUGUCGACCAUGUUUGCGGCGACGAAGACUGAAAAGAGCGGACAGUAUAUCACGCCGCCGGCGAUUGUGGAGCAGGGUAGUGACAAGGCGAAUGAUGAGGCGCUGGGGGAGAGGCUGAUGGAUCUGACGUGGAAGGUUGUGAAGGAGAAGACGAAGAGUCAGUCGAGUGAUAAGGGAUGUCCGUUCAAGGAAGCGUGA
Didymosphaeria variabile is the source of this 1041-nucleotide messenger RNA. RefSeq lists its product as uncharacterized. The transcript has a single exon. Bases 1 to 1041 code for a protein of 346 amino acids. Lineage: Eukaryota; Fungi; Ascomycota; Dothideomycetes; Pleosporales; Didymosphaeriaceae. The record is from RefSeq and is a predicted model, not a curated record.